Molecule: messenger RNA, 1880 nt
Organism: Baudoinia panamericana UAMH 10762
Lineage: Eukaryota; Fungi; Ascomycota; Dothideomycetes; Mycosphaerellales; Teratosphaeriaceae
Exons: 1
Coding region: 181-1743 (520 amino acids)
Biological process (GO): steroid metabolic process
Cellular component (GO): cytoplasm; membrane
Molecular function (GO): FAD binding; Delta24(24-1) sterol reductase activity
Source: RefSeq, a predicted model, not a curated record
AAUGGGUACAUGUAGCGCUACAGUACCAAGUCCAAUGCACCACCUUAACAGUAAAAGGGUUGUUAAGGAUACUUUUUAGUGGGGCCGUGCGAAAGGCUCCAUUUCCCUUAGAUGCACCGCUUUCCAGAUCUAGGUCCGGGCCAUUGAUAUUCGUUGCUCAGUGCUUCGGAAGUAAGAUUGAUGGAGAGUAAUGUUCGAGAUGAGGAAACACGAGCUCUGAAGCAACACGAUCUUGAUGUUGCAGACGUUGCCGCGCAAGUGCGGGCUUUUCACCAACGCGGCGAGCAGUUCAGGAUCUACCAUGGCUCAACCAACAGCACGAGGAAGUCCGCGCUGGGAAGGGAUCCACGGACCGUAGUCGAUACGAGUCGCCUAAAUCGUGUGCUUUACGUAGACGCGGAGUCAAAGUAUGCACAGGUUGAACCAAACGUACCAAUGGACAAGCUUGUCGAGCAGACACUGAAGCAUGGCCUGAUCCCUUCCGUCGUGAUGGAAUUUCCCGGCAUCACUGUGGGUGGCGGUUACGCUGGUACAGCGGCUGAAAGCAGCUCUUUCCGGCAUGGCUUCUUUGACCGCACAAUGGACGAGGUCGAGAUGGUGCUGGCAAAUGGCGAGGUGGUGACGUGCUCCGAGAAACAGCGAGAGGACCUCUUUCGAGGGGCCGCCGGUGCGGUAGGCACCUUGGGCGUCGUGAGUAUGGUGAAGCUACAGUUGCGGAAGGCUACGAAAUUCGUCGCAACAACGUACCAUCCAGUAUCUGGUAUGAAGGAAGCGAUGGCGAAGCUACAGAGUUUCACGAGUCCCAGUAGCGAAUGGGACUAUGUAGAUGGCAUCAUGUACUCGAGGACACAAGGGGCGAUCAUCACAGGCCGAAUGACAGACACUGCAAACCCAGACAUACCAAUCCAGCGCUUCAGCGCCGCCAGCGAUCCAUGGUUCUAUCUCCAUGUCCGUGACCAUAUAAAGCAGACCGAAGGACCCAUCACCGAGCUCGUUCCAUUACCAGAGUACCUUUUCCGCUACGACCGAGGUGGCUUCUGGGUCGGAGCCGCCGCGUAUAGCUACUUUCCAGGCGUACCUUUCAACAGCCUCACCCGAUGGUUUCUCGACGACUUCCUCCACACACGCAUGAUGUACAACGCGCUGCACAGCAGUGGGCAGUCUGAGCGCAUCAUCGUUCAGGACUUGGCGCUUCCGUACGGUUCGGUGGAGGAGUUCGUGGACUUCACCGACAGCAGGCUUGGUAUAUGGCCAUUGUGGCUAUGUCCGCUAAAGCAGAGUCCCCAACCGACAAUGCACCCGCACUUGAAGCAGAAUGACAGCGAUGGAAGGACACUACCGCCGAUGCUCAAUGUCGGGCUCUGGGGUCUAGGUCCUACCAGUCAUGAAGCGUUCGUGCAAGCCAAUCGCGAUGUCGAACAGAGACUUCACGAACUCGGUGGCAUGAAGUGGCUGUACGCACAGACAUACUAUACGGAGGAAGCCUUCUGGCAAGACUUUGACAAAGGUUGGUACGAUGGCCUGCGGAAGAAGUACCACGCAACCUCGCUGCCAUCCGUGUACGACAAGGUCAGAGUUGAUGUCGAGAGUGAGCGCAAGUCAGCAGCGAAUCGUUCUUGGCUGCAGACGGUGCUACAUACGUGGCCCUUUAGCGGGCUCUAUGGCUUGAAGAAGGCUAUUGACUCUGGAGACUACCUAUUGGCAAGGAACGCGGAGUGGAAGAACUGGGUACCAAGAGCAUGACUCACGCUUGAGCGCUGUUUCAAAUGUGCAGUUCCGAACAUGGGCAUCGCUCUCGAAUCGCGAAGUGGACUCAGUCGGACAUCGCGGGUGCUGAGGGUUUCAGCAGACCAACCUCUAGAUCUAGCUGCUCGCAGCCA